AUGGCCAAAAACGAGAAUGAUGAUGGAAGCAUUUUUCUUGUCCCUCGCUAUGUAGGAGUAUAUGUUACCUAUAACUGGUGUUGUAUGCCAUCGGGGUAUGGAAGGUUAUACAAAGCAGCAUAUGGGACAUGGAAGGCACAAAUGUAUGUGGAAAUGGUGUCUUAG
This is a messenger RNA of Eruca vesicaria subsp. sativa (arugula), 165 nucleotides long. Lineage: Eukaryota; Viridiplantae; Streptophyta; Magnoliopsida; Brassicales; Brassicaceae. The record is from the annotation of a GenBank genome assembly.